Messenger RNA from Aureobasidium namibiae CBS 147.97, 1590 nucleotides. RefSeq lists its product as uncharacterized. The transcript is spliced from 4 exons. Gene Ontology annotation, cellular component: RNA polymerase I core factor complex; RNA polymerase transcription factor SL1 complex. The coding region runs from base 1 to 1590 and encodes 529 amino acids. The record is from RefSeq and is a predicted model, not a curated record. Gene Ontology annotation, molecular function: RNA polymerase I core promoter sequence-specific DNA binding. NCBI's taxonomy places the organism in Eukaryota, Fungi, Ascomycota, Dothideomycetes, Dothideales, Saccotheciaceae. Gene Ontology annotation, biological process: RNA polymerase I preinitiation complex assembly; nucleolar large rRNA transcription by RNA polymerase I.
AUGGAGUUCGAGUGCGAGGCGGGGUGUGGUUCGUCAUCAUUCCAGGUCGGAGAUGAUGGAUUCACGUACUGCUCGGAAGGACAUCGUCAGUGGACGCGAGGCACACAAGUAGCCGAGGAUACAGACGGCGUGCCACAAUUUGGUAAAAAAGCACGAAGGGCGAGAGAUGUCGAAGAAAACGUCGAAACUGCUUUGACUGGUAAAAAGGCUUUCGAACACUACUUGCUGUGUUUCCAACUCGUCCUAUGGAAACAGGUACAUUGGCUGAUCAAUACAAAACACCUCCCGAAUGAGCUGGAAACAGUGGUACGUGACAUCUGGGCUCUCCGUCUACAGAGCCUCCAAUCAAGAGUCAGCUAUGAAUCAGAGAGCGAGGCCGAACAGAGUUCACAGUUCUACAGUUCUCAAUCUGAGGCUGAGAGGACCGACGACACAGCACAAAAGCGCAAGGCGAGGAAGAGCAAAAACGAUGCUAUCCCCAAACUUGUCGAUGCCCUGAGCAUCUGUUACAUUGGCAGCUUACUGCUCAGACUGCCGGUCACCGUUGGCGACUUGUAUGAAUGGGCAGCCAGCGGUGAUCUGAUCUACUACAGAGCUGUCAGAGCCCUGUCCGAGUCGAUGAAACUACGUCUGCCGUUCAAUUAUCACAGGAUCUUGGAUCCACAAGAGAUAUUGAGUCCCGGUGCAGUGCAACAGGCUGUCCUCGAGAAUAUCACAGCUUUCGAUCGUGCCUUUGGCAUGGCGACGCCACCUAUAAAUCACGUCCUUAUCCUGUACCGAUGGAUCAGAGCUCUCGCACUCCCGUUGGAGAUAUAUUCGGCGACUUUGCGUCUAGCGAAAUUUCUUGACCUCGUAUUCGUCUAUGACAUUCAGGCGAAACGCGCCUCGAGGUACCGUAUACUCCAAUACGCCGAAGCUCGACUGAUGGCCGCACUUGUCAUUGCGACAAAGCUGCUGUUUCCCUUGGACAAUGUGAAACGCUACCCAAAGAACCCAACUGAGCUUUCAGCACUUAGCAUGGACUGGUCAAACUGGAGUAAGGCACGAGCGGAGUACAACGACACCACCAAAUCGAAAACUCCACUAGGUUACCAAGAAGCCAUGCAAGUUCAAGAAAAGGACAUACUCGACAUGUCUGACGAGAAACUCGACGAUUAUAUGGAUUGGUAUGGCUCGGUCUUUGCAGAAGAGACUGUGCGCGAGAAGGGAAGAAUAGGUAAAGAGGCCGAGUUUCGCAGAGCAUUGCAUCGCCUGUUUCCUAUCGAACGUACCACACAGAGUGUACACGACGCUAUGGAUGUAGACAGAGAUGGAGAGACGGUGCCUGGAGACGAGCGGCUGAGGAAAGUUCAGAGCAGUCUUAGACCCGCACGGGUCAAGGCGGAUGUCAAAUCCACCGAGCCUAGUGUGAAGCGCCCGGGCAACAGCUACAAGCGAUAUCGAAGUGUUGCAGAACUUGAGGGCUACGCGAGAGAGUUCUAUGAGGAGGCUGCUGAUCUGGUUGCACUGCCUGUAGGCUCACUAGUGAAGUGCGUCUUUUUCCUGGAGAGGAGGUUGGAAAGAUGGGAGAGCAAUGAGAGAAAAAAGUAG